AUGGCAGAAAGCUGGGCGGCAGGUCCGCUAUCAUGCUCGAUAUGCUUGGAUGUACUGAAGAGCCCUGUGACCCUUCACUGCGGCCACAGCUACUGUAUGGAUUGUGUGAAUGCCUACUGGGACGAAGAGGACCAAAGUGGUGUUUACAGCUGUCCCCAGUGUAGACACACUUUCAAACCAAGACCUGUGCUCAAAAAAAGCACAGUGCUAGCUGACUUGAUGGGGAAAAUGUCGGAACCAGAGAAACCCACACCCCAUGUAAAGGAUGGAGUCGGUCCAGGGGAUGUGGAGUGUGAUUUCUGCACUGUGAGGAAGCUGAAAGCUGUCAAGUCUUGCCUGGUGUGUCUGGCCUCCUACUGUGCCACUCACCUGCAGCCUCACUAUGAGUCUGCUGCUUUCAAAAGACACAAGCUGGUGGAAGUAUAUGCUUCCAUACAAGAGAGGAUCUGCCCUAAGCAUGACAAGCUGCUCGAGGUCUACUGUCGCAGUGAUGGCCAAUGCAUUUGUCUGCUUUGUGUGAUGGAUGACCACAAAGGUCAUGACACUCUCUCGGCUGCAGCAGAGAGGAAAGAGAGACAAAAACAAUUUGGAAAGAAAAAACAAAGAUACCAGCAGGGGAUGCAGGAGAAAGAGAAGCAGCUGCGGGAGCUGAGACAGAAAAUGAAAGCACUGAAGUGUACUGCAGAUGCAGCGGCCAAUCAGAAUGAGAAAGCCUAUGCUGAAAUUGUGCAGAUGGCAGAUAAAAGCCGACGUGCGGUGAAGGAGACAAUCAGUGUUCAAGAGAAGGCUGCGAUGAGCCGAGCUGAGGCACUCAUGAAUCAGCUGGAGAAGGAGAUUUGUGAGCUGAGGAUGGGAGAGGAUAAACUGAAGCAGCUGUCCCACACGGAGGAUCACAUUCAUUUCCUGCAGAGCUGCCAGUCAGUUUUUGACUGUCCAGAACCUGAUGUGUCUUCAGACUUCAACAUCCACCUACACACAUCUUUUGACUUUGUGACAAAGGCCAUUUCUGAUUUAAGAGACAAAAUGGAGAACAUUGCAAAAGCUAUUGCAGAAAUAACAGUGACAAAUGAUCCUGAUCCUAAAACAAGACAAGAGUUCCUUCUGUAUUCCUACCACCUCAGUUUGGAUCCCAACACAGCAUUUGAAAACCUAAUACUUUCUGAGGGAAACAGCAAGAUAACCUGGAUUAAAAGGGCUCAGCGUCAUUCAUACCACCCAGACAGAUUUACAAAAUAUGAUCAAGUUUUGUGCACUGAGGGGUUAUCUGGAGUUUGCUACUGGGAAGUUGAAUGGAGAGGGCCCAGGGUUGAGAUCGCUGUGUGCUACAAAGGGGCAGAGCUGCAGGAAAGUUGCUUUGGAUACACAGAUAAGUCCUGGUGCAUUUCCCUUUCAAAUUCCAUUUGCAGUUUUUGGCACAAUGGAAUCACUGCUAGAAUAUCCGUCCCCUGCUCCUCUACUGUAGGAGUGUAUUUGAACCAUAAGGCCGGGAGCUUGUCCUUCUACAGUGUGUCUGAUUCUGGUCAGAUGAUGCUCCUUCACAGAAUGCAGACCACAUUCUCCAAGCCUCUGUACCCUGGGUUCAUGGUCUCCAGAGGAGCCUCUGUUAGGAUACUCACAACAAAGUAAACAGCCAUUGUAGUUUGUACAGUGUUAAGCAUGUCAAGAUCAGUUGUUAUUACUGGUUAGCUUACCUCAGUUUGGUUACUUGCAGUGAAAUUUCCUGGAGUUGGGGUUUUGUCAGUUCAAAUAAAUGCAUCUGGCAAAAUAUGUAACUAUGUAACUAGUUGCGCUACAAAUAAAUAAUAAGUGCAUUCGGUUCAUGUUAGUUUUUAAAUGUUUUGUCACAAGAAAAACAGAGAGAGAGAGGCAGAGAAAGAGAAACAAUCCCAGUGUAAUAUUGGCACAUUGUACAUUGCAUUUCAGCGCUGUCAUCUCAGAAUCUGUUAUUCAUUAGAUGGUGUAUCAGUGUGCUUUGUUGUUUAACACAUUUUUAUGCCUCUGUGCUCUGGGCCAGAGGUGUUUUUCUUUGGGA
Molecule: messenger RNA, 2032 nt
Organism: Seriola dumerili (greater amberjack)
Lineage: Eukaryota; Metazoa; Chordata; Actinopteri; Carangiformes; Carangidae
Product: tripartite motif-containing protein 47-like
Exons: 6
Coding region: 1-1626 (541 amino acids)
Molecular function (GO): zinc ion binding; protein binding
Source: RefSeq, a predicted model, not a curated record